This is a messenger RNA of Aricia agestis (brown argus), 1120 nucleotides long. RefSeq names its product protein giant-lens (gene aos). The coding region runs from base 84 to 917 and encodes 277 amino acids. The transcript has 4 exons. NCBI's taxonomy places the organism in Eukaryota, Metazoa, Arthropoda, Insecta, Lepidoptera, Lycaenidae. The record is from RefSeq and is a predicted model, not a curated record.
CCGACGCACACACGGGACCCAACGCAACUCAACGACAACUCAACGAUCAACGACAACACAACGAUAACUCAAACUCAGUGAGAAUGUUAGUGUUAAAUACGGUCCUCCUCGCGUGCCUCCUCACCGGCGUCAGGACGGCGAUCCGGACGCCGCUCGAAGCCUUCCGGCCUUCCGGAGAAAUCAACAUCAGGAGGCCGGAUAAGCUUCCGAUCCUCCCGCACCGAAGAUCCCCGGCUCAGCCGAAGAGCGGACUCAAGAUACUGUACCAAACCGGAGGUUCGGAAGAGGAGCUGCCCGACUGCCGGGCGCGGCAGGUGUGCAGCAAGGUGGACCUGUACGACUCCGCACAACCCUGGAUCGAGAGGAAAUGUCGGUGUCUGGGCCACAGACCGUGUUCUAGCGAACUAUCAGCGGACGACAACCACACUUUGGAAGACAAGACGACGUUGUACAAAACCUGCGAGCCGGUCAAACAUUUGCCCAAGUGCCGUUACUUCAAGGACGCCGCGUGGAUCAUCUAUUCGUUUCCCGACAGCAACGCCACACAGCAGAUAGUGAACUGCCACUGCCCGAAGCAGUCAGUCACUUACCUCCUCAAGAAGCUACCGUACACGACACCUAGCGGCGAACAGGGAAACCAGUACCAGUUCGCGUGCUCGCCGCAGAGUAGGCUCCGGUGUUCCCGCAAGGAGCCAUGCAAGCUGUUCAGCGUGCGACGCCGCCACGAGCAGAUAGACGAGGUGAACGCGAGCACCAUCUGUCAGUGCCCCCGCGACCACACCUGCCCCAAACACCACACUGAGCUGGGCGUCCUCCCAGGCGUCACGUACGUCGCAGAGGACAUCCGCACCUACCACGGUUACUGCAUGGCCGAACCCCCGCCCGACAACUACAGAUUCGUCGGAGACAAAGACUGAAACAUUAACGAAUGCUCAUCACCUGUUUAGUACAAAGCGGUUUAAGAAUCGUAGUUUAAGUAUACGAUACGUGUAUUGUACCAUCAGAAAUUCAUAGCAUUUACGGACCAACUUUAUUUAGGGCCGGUUUCACCACUUGCUGAUAAGUGCCGGAUAGGCUAUACACUACUUAUCUGAUAGAUACUCCACACUGUCAGAUAAGU